Molecule: messenger RNA, 906 nt
Organism: Symbiodinium pilosum
Lineage: Eukaryota; Dinophyceae; Suessiales; Symbiodiniaceae
Source: the annotation of a GenBank genome assembly
AUGGCAGCAGAACCCAUUCGGAGGAUCCAUGAGCCCAGUGACCUGUGCAUGUCUCCUGUGGCCAGGGCUUCGGCACCUGCAGCGUCGCCAUCAAUAUGGCCCGUGAUUUCAGCCAAUGAGGUUGGGGGUCAUGCGGAUCGUGAUGCAGCCCAACUGUCUGCAAAGGUUUGUCGAGGCGUGUCCUUUUUUCGGCAGCAGGUGCAGGCAGCUGUUGAAGGGCGGCAUGAUCCAGUCGUCCAUCAGAUCUUGUCACUUGCUGAUGCUUUGGAGCAGGAAGUUGCAGGCAACGGAGUCGAUGCCGGCUGCACAGUGCAAGUGUCUCCAAUCCGUCUUCCUGGUUCACAGGUCAUGUUGCCUUCCGCUGCUUUGUCCGGCAUGGCGUCGCCAGAUAGAAGCUACGAGUCAAUGCGGCAAACUCUACAGGAGACUCAAAAAAGAUGUGAGCUCAUGUUAACCCGCAUCCAGAAGGAAAGCGAGGUCAACCGCGGACUCGUAAAAGCACGCGAGACUGCGGAAGAGAGUUCUCGGAAACUGGCUAACCAGGUCAACCAGCUCACCGAGCAGAUUGGCCAAGCGGUUCGCCAAAAGGUGAAAGCAGAGGAACAGUUGCAGGAUGUGCAGAGGCGGACAGAAAUCGAGGCGGACUUGCGGGAGAAGGACUUGGCACGAAGACUGGCAGCAGUCCAGCAAGAUGCAGACGCAAGGUGCGCGGCCUUGCAGACGGGACUGGUCACCAAGUUGCAGUGCAUGCGGCGUGUUCUUGACAAGGUGAGGUCGGAUUUCAGCCGCUUGCGAGCUGAUCAUGCAGACAGCCGCAAAUCGGUGUUGGUUCUCAACGAGGCUUCUCUUCAGCUGACUUUGCCACAGGUACCACGUGACAGUGAGCAUCGUGUUUGUUGUUUGUAG